Molecule: messenger RNA, 1529 nt
Organism: Sycon ciliatum
Lineage: Eukaryota; Metazoa; Porifera; Calcarea; Leucosolenida; Sycettidae
Exons: 1
Coding region: 1-1497 (498 amino acids)
Source: RefSeq, a predicted model, not a curated record
AUGCCAUCGCACGACCACUGCUCUGUGUUUGGCUGCUCAAAUCGCCGAUCAGAUCAACGAGAUCUGUCUUUUCAUAAGUAUCCCACAGAUCCCGACCUAAGGGCGAAAUGGGUGCAGGCAUGUAAGCGCGAAGAGGGAGCGCAUUUCACGAUCUCAUCCAGCACUGUUGUUUGCAGUGAACAUUUCAGGGAAAAAGACUUCCAUCCAGAUCUACCCGGGCUGCCUGCAUUAGCUUCUGGGAAGCCGCAUCGUCGUUUGAAGCAGGAAAGCGUCCCCAGUGUCUUCUCCUUUCGGCGACCACCAGCCGAGAGACCCUCUCCUGCGGAUCGUCGAAAUGCUGCACUUGCUCGUCAUUCUUUACUAGAGAGCCUCUAUGUCGAGCCAAAAGCCAAGAAGCCGCGGCGAGGAGAAAGUGAGAGUGAGUUUGAGUAUCGUGUUGCUCUGGAGGCUGCCGAAACUGAAAUCCAAAACCUCAAGAAGACUGUAUCAGCUCUGACUGCGGAGAACGUGUUGUUGAAAAGCCAAAUCUUUCGAUUUGAGAACAUCAAGCAUGACAGUGAUCAGCUGUGCUUCCUGACAGGACUGACCAGAGAGAUUUGGGACUGCAUUUGGGAGUAUCUCAAACCCUGUGCUGAAAACAUCGUGAGUCGGCGUGUGGCAGAAGCUGAGAAAACUGGAAGGACUGUGGCACCUGGGCGUGGGCGAAAACCAGCUCUUGCACUGGAGGAUGAACUGCUUCUGACGUUGAUGAGAAUCCGCUUAGGCCAUUUGGAAGUUGAGCUUUCUUAUGUGUUUCAAGUAGACGUUGCGACCGUAUCCAGAAUAUUCGUGAAAUGGAUUAAUUAUCUGUAUUUGCGACUUGGCUCGAUUCCUAUUUGGCCUGAGUGGUGUGAUGUUGAGAGGACCAUGCCGGAUGUUUUCAAAGUGUCUUAUCCGAACACGUUUCUCAUCAUUGAUGCCACAGAGCUGCGCUGUGAACGGCCGUCAUCUCUCUCCCUACAAUCUCAGCAUUAUUCGUCUUACAAAGCCCAUACUACAAUGAAAGGUUUAGUUGGUAUUGUACCAUCUGGGAAUUUUGCCUUCAUCAGUCAGCUUUACACAGGGUCGAUUUCAGAUCGACAGCUUGUUGUGCAAAGUGGUCUUUUACCUCUCCUGGAAUCUGUGCCAGCUGGAAAAAGUAUCAUGGCUGAUCGUGGUUUCGAGAUUCAAGAUUUACUUGUGAAACCCAACCUCGUGCUGAACAUGCCUCCGUUCAAAGGUUCACAGACAAGCAUGCCGGUGGAUGAUGUUGUAAAAACCCAGAAGAUCGCAUCUGUCCGGAUCCACGUUGAGCGGGCGAUUGGUCGCGUAAAAGGAAGGUUUCGCAUACUUGACCGAGACAUUCCUCUCACUAUGAUGGGUGUUGCCAAUCAAGUGUGGUCUAUCUGUUGCAUGAUCACCAAUUUCUUUCCUCCUAUUAUUGCCCAAAAUGAACCUGAAUCAGCAGCUUUAGAAUAGGAAAUGAUUCGGACACACUCAUCCCGCUUUAU